Dichotomopilus funicola is the source of this 3186-nucleotide messenger RNA. RefSeq lists its product as uncharacterized. Gene Ontology annotation, biological process: protein desumoylation; proteolysis. NCBI's taxonomy places the organism in Eukaryota, Fungi, Ascomycota, Sordariomycetes, Sordariales, Chaetomiaceae. Bases 1 to 3186 code for a protein of 1061 amino acids. The transcript is spliced from 2 exons. Gene Ontology annotation, cellular component: nucleus. Gene Ontology annotation, molecular function: deSUMOylase activity. The record is from RefSeq and is a predicted model, not a curated record.
AUGCGGCCACAAGCUCCCACCCCUCGUGCCACGCGCACUGCGCGUGGCGAGUUAUCGCCAGAUCGCGUCCUGGGCUCUGCCCGAGUUUCUCGUGCCCGCCGCAUCCGCGGCAACCUCAACAUCUUCCGCCUCGCCCUCGAGGCAAUCCGACCUCCCCCCGCCGUUCCGGCAACCCCCCUUCUUUCUCCUGCCUCGCCGCCUAACCGCGGCGAGUCACGGUACUUUUCGGAGCGCCGUGACGUCGAGGGCGAAAACUCCUUCGCCAGGGAGUUGUGGAUUUCGAUCCGCAACGACCACUUCCUGCGGGGUUGCACUUGUGGCAACCCUAGCAUCUGGAAGUCGAAGGAGGAAGCAGAAGCGGCCUCUGGCCAUCUGCGUUUCUACCUCGUCGGCACGGAGAAGAAGGAUCUCCGGGUCCUCCAGAACAAGGAGGACACCAAGUGGCACUGCGUUUGUGCUCGCGGUGGGUUCGACUCCCACCGAAACGCCAACGGAAAACGCCCCGCCGGCAAGCUCGGCAAACUUUUUGGCCGCCGCGAGGCGCGCCACGACACAAAGCGGGCUCGUUUGGACCCAGUUAGCCCCACUCGGCGGGCGCUGGGAAGGCAAGAGCAGAAGGAGCAGGAGCAUUUCGAAGCUUCUGAGGAUUUGGCGACCCUCCCUUCUACCACCACCACCACCGACCAGUCGAUCUGGACCAAGGCGCGCGGCAUUAUCAACCGUGCGGUCACGACCAUGAGCGGCUCGGUCACCAAUUUCCUCGGCGCCCCGAGCAUCGAGAAGGACGGCGGCGACGUUGUCAAACACAUCGGCAACAAGGCUGGCGGGGACGGCGACGUCCUCGUCCAGAAGGUCAAAUCGCGGGUGGCCACUGCCACCGCCAACGCCAACGACGGGUUCGACGACCUCGAGUGGGCUGCGGCACCCACCGCCCUCAUCGGACGGGAGACCAUCGAGGGUCUCAGGAACGACUUUUCGGCGCAGCACGACGCCAUUCUGGAGAGGAAGUUCGUCCGUGGUUAUUCGGCCGCGGAAAUCCGACUGCGGGGCCGUGGCGUCUCGAACGCGAUUGUUGAUGCCAGCAUUGGCAUCAUGAAGUACCAGUCCCGCCUUGGGGAGCCCAUCCGGCCGGGUGAGCUCCCAAGCGACCAGACGGAGAAGUGGGAGCGCGCCGCAGACCAGUACCGGGAGCGGUUGGCCAGCUUCGUGGAGUUCGUAGACUUGGUCUACGACCAGGGCAGAUUCGACGCCCUCAAGAAGGUGUACCGGCGCCCGCCCCGGUCCCUCACCCUUCACAAGGCCCAGUUCCGCCUCGAGUGCCGCGGCCGCGCCAAGUUCAUGGCCUACUUGCUCUCUCUCGAAGGCGACUACGAGAUGAGCCCGCGCAGCCGGCUGGCCAUCGGCCAGAUGCUUGUGGACGCUAAUGCCGUUCGCAAGUCCGAGCUGCUGCCGAGCUACGUGGUCGUCUCGCCCAACCCGACGGUGGCCAUGCCGGGCCACUUCCCCCAGCAGCCGCAAUCCGCCGUGGAGCUCGUAGCUGCCGACAAGUACGAGAUCGUGCCCCUCCACGAGUACAAGUUCCCGGUCGCCGCUUCCUCCGCCCCCGCCGCCGACCAAACUAAAGUUGGCCGCCAUGGCGCCUUCAAGAGAGUGUUCCCGCCCAAGAGCAUCCUCAAGUCGUCGAACGAGGACGAAGGCGUCGACCAAGCCUCCGACUUAGCCCCGGCCCCCACCUCGAAGCCGCUCGCCACGCCGCCCACAAAGAGGACAAAGCGGCUGUCAUUUGUCAGCCCGCUUGCGACAUUUGUCCCCCCUUCCCACCUCCCCGUUCGCGUCAUGACCUCGUCGGAGAGAGAGAAGUACGAGACUUUGGAGCUUGAGGCCCGCGUCAUUGGCGAUGCGCAUUCGACUCGUGCUUUUGCUGAAUUCAAGACGCACCAUGCCCUCGGCAACCCCCAGAAGUCCCAGUCUGACCAGGCGGAGACCGACGAGCAGGAGAUGGGCCUGUUGUAUUAUUCCCGAAAAUACAAGGACUUCCUUAGCGGCCUCAAGGGCGAUCUCAACGAGAAGACCCUCUUCGCUCCACGAUGGGUUCCGCCCGCGAAGAAGGAGUACGAUCCUCGGGCUCUGGACAAGUUCUUUGCCGAAGACAAGGACGACCUGGCCGCACUGUGUGCCGCGACCCUGAACAUCUCGGAGACUAAGUAUGACCAGUUGCAGGUCGAUGCACAGCUCCAGGUUGACAUCCAAGCCGCUAAUGAUCGGCGUAUCGAAGAGGAGCGCAAGCGAAAAGAGUUUGAAAAGUUUCUCUUCGAGCAGGCGCGCCUUGAUUUGGAGCGCCAGAGAGAGGAAGAAGAGCGUCGCCGCGAAGAAGAGGAAGAAGAAGAGCGUCGGCGUGAGGCAGCCGCCCAGGAAGUCGACCCGCGCACCGGCCUAAGGAAGCCCGCCCGCUCCCUCAUUGACAUCCUUUCCGAAGAGCAAGACGAGGACGUCAAUAAAAUCGCCGCUGCUAACCCCUCCGCUGAGUUGGCUAAGACGCUCGAGGGCCAGUCUCUGACCAGGCGUGAUUUCGUGGAGAAGCUGCUUCCACCCACCGCCUGGCUUAACGACAAUAUUAUCAUCGGCUCCAUCCUCUACCUCGCCGAUUACGUUAACAAAGCCAAGGGCGCCACCGACCAAGAGCCCAAGUGUGCCGCCUUCACCUCAUACUUCUGGCCACGCGUCGAGUCUCAUGGAAUCGGUGCUUGCGGCCGCCUGCUGCGUAAGGCCGGUGUCCGGAAAGCCAACUUCCUCGAUAUCGACACCAUUCUGAUCCCCAUCUGCUCCGGUGCGCACUGGACAUUGGCAGUCAUCCGUCCCGGGCAACGCACCGUCGCCCAUAUGGACUCGAUGAGAAGCGGCGCAGGCCACCCGACCCUCAAAGCCAAGCUGCUCGAGGUGGUGCGCUUUAUACUCGAGGAUAAAUUUGUCGAGGCCGAAUGGAGUGCCUUCGACUACGCCGCGCCACGGCAGACAAACGGCUGGGACUGCGGCGUCUUCACCAUCACCAAUGCCAUGUGUCUAGCGUUGGGCCUGAACCCGAAGCUCGCGUACACCGAAAACGACAUGACGCUACAACGAAGGCGUCUGGCGGCGAUGCUCACCAACGGGGGUUUCACGGGUGACUUCAGCUUGGAUGGGUUUUAA